UUCAUAUUAUCAAAUUUUGCCGGCGCCCCCUUCAACAUACCCUAAGCUUAAGGACUCUAAACCCCUUUCUCCCCGCCACAGCACCUCUUCUCCCUCUUCAUUCCAUUACGGCCAUCAUCCAUGUUCUAAAGUUUAAAACUUUUUAUAAUCUUUUGGGUCAUUUUUCUCAGCUUAAGAAACCCUUUUCUUCUUCUCAUUCUUCCUCAACUUCUUUAUUGGUUUCAAUUAAAUCCACAGAUAAGAAGACAGAGCAGUCUGAGGAGUAGGAAAUUCGGGUGCUUGAACUCAUUGUAAGUCGUACGGACGGUACAAUCAUAAACGAGCCCAGCUAUCUAUCUCCAUACUCAGAGUCACAGAAAGAUGGGAAUGAAGGACAAGAAGAAGACCAAUAAGAACAAAAAGCUUGCCCAGACAAAUUUGGAGCUUAUUGAAAAGGAGAAAAGGUCACCUAUAGAGAUGAAAAAGAGAAAAAGGGAGAAGGAAAUCAAUAGUGACUCUCGAAAGGUUGUUCAUGUCUCCAUUGAAGAUAAAUCAGCCAAAGCAGCCAAAGAUAAGAAAAAGACUAAAUCACCAAAGAAAGUGAAGACAAAGAAAUCGAAGAACUAUAAAGCUUUGGAAAGCAAGCAGGAUCACCCAAAUACUGAGACUGAUGAUGAUUUUGAUGUAACAAAUGAUGAUGGAGUUACAGAUCUGAGCCAAUUUGAAACUCAGGAAGAGAAUGAAAGUGCUGAAGUUUUCAUUGAGGCUGGCAAGUCAAAGAAAGCUAAGAAAAAGAAAAGGAGGGAACAUGUCUCAUCAGAGUGCGGGAAGUCACUUGAAGAGGGAGUAGAAGAUGAUCUGGUUAACUGCUCAAAAGGAAUAUCAAGCAUAUCCAAGAAAGCUUCGAAAAAGAAAAAGAGGGAUGUUGAUUCAUCAAAGUCUAAGAAGACACUGGAGAGGCAAGUAGAAGCUGAUCAGGAUGACGUUUACCUUAUUUCUUCUGGGGAUGAGGAUUGUGCGAGGGGAAUGAAAAAAUGGGUUACGGAAUACCAUCAACGUAGACCUGGAUUGAAGGUACUGCAACAAAGAAUUGAUGACUUUAUCACUGCUCAUGAUGAAAAAUUGGAACAGGAAAGAAAAGAAAAAGAAGCCCGUGCUGCAGAAGGAGGAUGGACAGUUGUAGUACAUCAUAAAGGAAGGAAGAAGACCACGGAUGCUGAGAGUGGAAUUACAGUAGGGUCUGUCGCCCAGGCUGUUGUAGAGGACAAGGUGGCCAAGAAGAAGCGCACAGAAGUCGGGCUAGAUUUUUACCGGUUCCAAAGGAAAGAAGCUCAGAGGAAUGAAAUUAUGAUGCUGCAGAGCAAAUUUGAGCAAGAUAAAAAGCGGAUACAGCAGUUGAGAGCGGCUAGGAAGUUUCGACCAUACUGAACGCCUGAUAGUUUGUAUGAAGAAGAGCCACGAAUCAAAUUGCACUUUUCUAAAUAUUAAGCCAUGAAUAGUAUAAUGCGUAUUGCAUAACAAUUUUUCUCCCAAUACUGAUUUUCCCGCUUGGUUACAACAAGUGUAAUUGAUCUGUCCAUUGUUAUUCUUUUUGAGAGCGUUCAACUUUCACACAGUGAGAUACGAAUUCAUUGACUGGAAAUGCAGAAACAAUUGGGACCUGUUUAGGUCACUGUUUUCAA
Messenger RNA from Prunus dulcis (almond), 1661 nucleotides. Its product is annotated as histone-lysine N-methyltransferase, H3 lysine-79 specific. The record is from RefSeq and is a predicted model, not a curated record. Gene Ontology annotation, biological process: rRNA processing; ribosomal small subunit assembly. Lineage: Eukaryota; Viridiplantae; Streptophyta; Magnoliopsida; Rosales; Rosaceae. Gene Ontology annotation, cellular component: CURI complex; UTP-C complex. The coding region runs from base 361 to 1407 and encodes 348 amino acids. The transcript has 9 exons.